AACCCUCUCUCAUAUAAUUUCCUAUCUCUCUCACAAAACGCACACAAAUACACAAACAAACGGUGGCCGCGACACACAGAGAGAGAGGGAGAGGAAUCGGAUUUCAUUAAUCUCAUCUGGAUCGAUCAUGUCGUCCUCCGGCGCCGGCAGGUACAUGGCUUUCCCGCCGUCGCCGUCAGCCCCUCUCUCACCUCACCUCUCCGGUCUUCGCUCUGCUACCUCCACCGUUUUCGUUGAACAGGACAAAUAUCUAACCGAGUUAUUGGGGGAACGUCUCAAGCUUAAUCCCUUCAUUGCUGUGCUUCCACACAGCUAUCGAUUGUUAAACCAAGAAAUUUUGCGUGUAACCACGCUGUUGGGAAAAGCAUCAGUUUUAGGUCAAAGUGGGCUUGAACAUGCUAGCCCCCUGCCUACUGGAGGAAUAUUUUCAAAUGGAGGUGCCGAUGUGAACGGAUGGGCAUCACGAUUUCAACCAGAAAUGCCAGGCCUAUUACAGUCCUCAUCAACACAAAACUGGCUGAGCGCACAAGGCAGCUCGUCUGGUCUUAUUGUUAAAAAGACAAUGAGAGUGGAUAUACCUGUCGGUGCAUUUCCUAAUUAUAACUUUGUUGGUCGCCUCCUAGGCCCUAGAGGAAACUCUCUAAAGCGUGUAGAAGCAAGUACUGAGUGUCGUGUCUUGAUCAGGGGACGUGGUAGCAUUAAGGAUCCAAUUAGGGAGGAAAUGAUGAGAGGGAAACCUGGGUAUGAGCAUCUCAAUGAACCUCUUCAUAUCCUAGUUGAGGCAGAAUUACCAGUUGAAAUAGUAGAUGCUCGCUUGAUGCAGGCACGUGAAAUACUUGAAGAUUUACUUAAGCCUGUGGAUGAAUCUCAGGAUUUCUACAAGAAGCAGCAGCUUCGGGAACUAGCGCUGCUAAAUGGCACUCUUCGUGAGGAGGGUUCUCCUAUGUCUGGUUCUGUUUCACCUUUCCACAACAGCCUUGGUAUGAAGAGGGCCAAGACCAGGGGGUAAUGUGUGCUAAAGGGUGAGAGGGCUUUUGGAGCUUGUGUUAAUUUUCUACAACAGCAUGCAACAUGUGAUGCUGUAAGCUAAUGGCCUAAACUGCCAUCGGGGCACUGGCACCAUAGUGUAGCCAGUUUCUAACUUGUUCUAUGUGCAGUGUGUUUACAUUCAGUUUGGGGGAGGUUUAAAGAUGGGUAGCACGUAGUAAAGGUCCACUUGAGUUUGGUGAAUUUGCUUUUUGGUGUUGGUUUGGCGGUUUGGUUAGAUAUUCACCAAAUCUGUUUAAUAUCUGUGGGUUAUAUUUUAAGCUUGCAAUUACAAUUUUGACAUAGUUUUGGAAUUCUGUGAGGAAGAUAAUGCAAGUGGUUUGUACCCAGAUUGUGAGGCAGAUGACAUCUAUUACUUCAAUGCGUGUAUUGGUGACAUAUUUUGGACUCAGAUGUAGAUGAUAUAUCUGUGUAAAUGCUGUUUUUUU
This is a messenger RNA of Gastrolobium bilobum, 1475 nucleotides long. Its product is annotated as KH domain-containing protein At4g26480-like. Gene Ontology annotation, biological process: regulation of mRNA splicing, via spliceosome. NCBI's taxonomy places the organism in Eukaryota, Viridiplantae, Streptophyta, Magnoliopsida, Fabales, Fabaceae. Gene Ontology annotation, molecular function: mRNA binding. Bases 128 to 1009 code for a protein of 293 amino acids. Gene Ontology annotation, cellular component: nucleus. The record is from RefSeq and is a predicted model, not a curated record. The transcript has 7 exons.